Molecule: messenger RNA, 1657 nt
Organism: Lathyrus oleraceus (garden pea)
Lineage: Eukaryota; Viridiplantae; Streptophyta; Magnoliopsida; Fabales; Fabaceae
Product: GBF-interacting protein 1
Exons: 6
Coding region: 103-1287 (394 amino acids)
Cellular component (GO): nucleus
Source: RefSeq, a predicted model, not a curated record
ACUAUAAUUUUAUUCUUAAGAAAAUAUUUGUAAAUUACGGAAAAAAAGUUAAUAUUUUUUUUACAGUCGGUAGCGGUAAUUUUUCUAUUAACCCCAGACAGAAUGAGCGGCGCUGGUGGCGGCUCUAGGGUUCCGAUCCCCAACAAUGUACAGAACACCAUCAAUGAAAUCAGAGAGAUCACCGGAAAUCACCACAGUUCCGAUGAAAUCUACGUCGUCCUUAAAGAAUGUUCUAUGGAUCCCAAGGAAACCGCUCAGAAGCUUCUCUAUUUAGAUACUUUUCAUGAGGUAAGAAGGAGACGCAAGAGGAGGAAGGAAGUAUUGAGUGGCAGGGUUUCUGAGGAGUCUAGAUCAAAACAACAUGGACAGGGGAGGGGGGCAAGAGGUGCUUCAGGGGGCUUUUCCUCAAAGUUUUUUGAUGGUGGUGGUGGGAGGAAGCUUGCUAUUCAAAGGGAAAAUGGAGUCCAUAUUGCAGAGAAAACUAAUGGUUCCUCUACUCAGUCAGAUUUACAGAAAAUAACUAAUACACCACCUCAAGCCUCAAGAGGUUCAGCUGUUGUACCCCAUAAUGCUGCAAAUCCAUGCAAUGGAAACUCUGGUCAUGGUUCUUCUAGCCAAUCUCUCAUAGGUAGUGUACUGAGCCUCCCUGAAACCAGUUCAGCUGCUAAUGACACUGUCAAUCAAGAAAAUAUCCAGCAUCAAGCUGUUGUUGCUGUUGCAGCAAUCACCUCCCCUAAAGAAACCGUCAGCUCAAUUACAAGUACUGACCAAGGAAAAUAUCUAUCAAGUUCUGAUCAAUGUCCGUCAAAUCAUGUUGAAGGAAACAAACUUGAAGAAGCCACUGGUUUAUCAGCAUCCAAGAAUGAAAAAUCUAGGUCAAUGAAUUCAACAAGCAACCCAAAUGCCAUACUAAAGUUAAAUGAAGUUGAAAGUAACUUGCUAUCUGAGCGACUCUCAUCCUCUUUAUCAUUGAAUAGCUCUUUGAGGCCACCUCAAGAUGUUUGUAAAAUAGCCAAUGUCACAGAAGUAUCAGCUUCAGAAGCUCAUGUGCAAUCAACUGAGGCGAGGCAACGUGUUACUUAUCCAAAACAUUUCCAAGUGCCAGAGGCUUUGAAAGGUGGUCUGACAUUUGGAAGCUUCGAUACUUUUGGUCCAAGUAAGAGAUCUUGUAGGGCAACUGGUUGUGACAAUUCUCCCACUCCUGAAACUUCUCCAGGGAAUGAUGAAGCUGUUACUUCUAGGUUUGUAAUCUAUACGAUAUUCAUGAUCCUCAAAGAUAUGGUUUGAAUUUAAAUCCUACCAUGUUAAGUUAUCUCGAUUAUGCAUUUUCUAUAACUGGUAAUGAUUCAAAGAUUGAUCAGAGACAAGCUGUUGCUGGGCCGCCCUCCUCAGCAGCCUCCACCCGCACAGUUCAAUCGGAGUUCUAAUUCUUAGGAUGGAAAACAUUUUCUGCAUACCAUAGUUAGUUUGUUUUUGAUUAAAAAUUAAAUGAGUCUAUUUAAAUAUCUAAUUCUUAGUACUAUUUAGAAAAUUUUAGGUUAGUAUGUUUAUUAAGUAGACUUUUUUUUAAUUCAUUAAUUUCAAAUUAAAAUUAACGACACUUUACUAUUGAAUGUCAUUUUCAAUUGUCAAAUAAAAGUAUUGACAUAAAUAAUAA